Messenger RNA from Laccaria bicolor S238N-H82, 1086 nucleotides. RefSeq lists its product as uncharacterized. The coding region runs from base 1 to 1086 and encodes 361 amino acids. The record is from RefSeq and is a predicted model, not a curated record. Lineage: Eukaryota; Fungi; Basidiomycota; Agaricomycetes; Agaricales; Hydnangiaceae. The transcript is spliced from 6 exons.
AUGGCGAUAAUCGCAUCGACGCCGCCACAAGAGAUCGGCGCAGCAAGCAAGUUCUUAUUCCUCAUAUCAAACGUGUGCGGACUCGUCAUGAUUGUUGGUAAGCGGUUUGAGUAUUCACUGGAGCGUGGCGUUUCAACUGCCGCGCGAUUGUUUUCUCCAAUUUCGGUGACAGCGUGGGCAAGGUUUUGGUCACGACUCACCACUCAUUGGGUUCUCCUGUUGAGACCCGUCCGAUGGGAAUUUUGCAACGCAAGCGUCAAGCCCAUGACCCUCAACUCCAUUAUCUCCGGCCUAUGCAGCCCUGCCUGCGUUGUUCACAGAAGCGAUAUGUCGAUCUUUGCAUCAGGAUCGGAAACUCGUCGGGAACGAAAGCCGAAAUCUCCAUCCCCGUCUACCACGCGGAGCACCCUCAUCUACGUUCAGGACACCCUACCCCUCUUUUGUACCACAAUUCAUGGCGCUCCCAACGACUUUCAGUGCAAGACCCUCUCCCUUCAGUUUAAGUCCUAUCCCCGACAUCCAUAUCGUUUCACGUCCACUCCAGCGUACUGGCAGGCAAUGUAUUCUCCUCCCACAACUCUCGUACUUCGAGAUGCAGAUAAACCCUUUACUGCGGCAGUUCACCCUACCGUCCUGUCCUUGACAAUCUAUCUUGAUCUCGAUCCCCACCGACCAAUCGUCGUUUUUCCCACCCACAGACCCUCUCCCUUCAGUUUAAGUCCUAUCCCCGACAUCUACAUUGUUUCACGUCUACUCCCGCGCAAGCAAUGUAUCCCCCUUCCACAACUUUCGUUUCGCGAUGCAGAUAAACCCUUUGCUGCGGCAGUUCACCCUACCGUCCCGUCCUUGCCAGUGACAAUUUAUUUUGAUCUCGAUCCCCACCGACCAAUCAUCGUUUUUCCCACCCACAACAACUAUGAUGCAUCUAUUACCGCUGCUGUCGACCGUAGGCCCGUGACGCGUGACAGGCCUGUCGAAAAUUUGGUUUCGACAACCUCACAAAUUCGCCGUGACAAGCCGAAAAUUUGGGCAAAUUUACGACCAUUUAACGCCGCAGGCCACGAAAAAUUUCGACAUUUAUCAUAA